AUGAAGUUGGUGAGGUUUUUAAUGAACAUGCCAAAUGCAACCAACCAACCAGUGACGGUUGAGUUGAAAAAUGGGAACUCUAUCAAUGGGCAAAUUCUAUCGUGCUCCCCACUGAUGAACUUAUCAAUGAAAAACAUUAAACUUAUUCAACCCCAUCAGGACCCUCAGCUACUCCAGUACAUAAACAUUAGAGGUAACCAGAUCAGACAGAUACUAUUACCCGAUGAUUUGAAUAUAGAAAGUGUUUUGGCCAAAAGUGUGGUGAAAAUAAAGGGCCAUGGUGCUGGACCAUCUUUGAAAAACCCUAUAUCCACCAGAGGUGGAAGAGGAGGCCGUGGUGGCGGAGGAGGCCGUGGUGGCCGUGGUGGCCGUGGUGGUCGUGGAGGAAGAGGAGGAAGAGGUGCAAGAGGAUUUUGA
This is a messenger RNA of Hyphopichia burtonii NRRL Y-1933, 417 nucleotides long. Its product is annotated as mRNA splicing protein. The transcript has a single exon. NCBI's taxonomy places the organism in Eukaryota, Fungi, Ascomycota, Pichiomycetes, Serinales, Debaryomycetaceae. The record is from RefSeq and is a predicted model, not a curated record. Gene Ontology annotation, molecular function: RNA binding. Gene Ontology annotation, biological process: RNA processing; spliceosomal snRNP assembly. Bases 1 to 417 code for a protein of 138 amino acids. Gene Ontology annotation, cellular component: commitment complex; U2 snRNP; SMN-Sm protein complex.